AUGCAGGCGUCUCGCGUAUUCCGCGGCGAAUUAAGCGGAGCGUUGGCGCGGGAAUAUUUCAUAACACAUCCGGUCCGCGUUGCGAAUAAUGUCACGUGUGUCCUCAUUAGCGCGUCCACUCCGCUGGGAAGGAACGACAACGCGGGCGGCGGCAGAGUAUACGACCGUAUGUUCUUCCGAGUGCGAAACAUGCAUAUUGCAUUACGCACUAGCGUCCCGCUU
Messenger RNA from Iphiclides podalirius (scarce swallowtail), 222 nucleotides. Lineage: Eukaryota; Metazoa; Arthropoda; Insecta; Lepidoptera; Papilionidae. The record is from the annotation of a GenBank genome assembly.